Linum trigynum is the source of this 1777-nucleotide messenger RNA. Lineage: Eukaryota; Viridiplantae; Streptophyta; Magnoliopsida; Malpighiales; Linaceae. The record is from the annotation of a GenBank genome assembly.
CCCUUCUCUACUCCUCUGCCCUCUCUUCUCCCUCUCAUUUUCUCCCCUGGAAAGUCACAUGAUCAAAUCGAGACCGCCAUUGAAACAUUUAAAGCAGUUAGCUUUGGAUUGUGGAAGAAAAAGAGCAGAGCAAGAGAGCGUGAGAGUCCUCCAAAUCUUCCCUUUUUGGGAUUUAUUGGUUGGUUCUUGUUCUUAUUUUUACCUUCUUUCGCUUUUUAUGGCCGGAUCUCAGCGCUAAUUGCUGGCGACGAAGGCUAGGAUUUGAAGAACCACUAGUCCCCUCCCCUAGUUCAUUAAGUCGACGAGUUCUGAACGUCGCCAAUUGACCUGCCUCGUCGAGACGCGCCGCCGAUCUGUUCAUCGCCAGGAGAAAGUGAACAUGCAGAGGAAAUUAAAGGAGCUGGUUGCUGAACGAAAGAGCAAAACUGGGAUGAACCGCAACCUGGACAAACCCGAAUACAGAGUUUUGUUAACAAAUCUGUGUAUGUGAAAAAUUGAAAAAUGAACAAAACGAUGGCGUACAAAGUAAAAGAUCGGAAAUUUGACUUCCGGUUGGACCAUUGGUAUUCCCAGAAUUGACCAGUUUUGACCGGAAUUGACCGGCUUUGACCGGAAUUGCAUGUCGGUGGUAUUCCAGCCGGUUUUAUGACCGACACCGGUUGAACAUGGUCUAACCGACCGGCAUACCACUGGCAUGACAACCAUGCCCAGCACAAAUCAGAACCCCAAAACCCAGAAAUUGAAACCCUAAAAACACAGAUCGGGACGGAUUCUUCGAUUGCGGCAGAGACAGUGGAUGCUGGGGUUCGCCUAGGUUGGUUGCACCGUCGAUCUGCUUAAUCUCACUUGGGUCUCCAUCGGAAGAAGAAGAAAAGUUGAUGGGUUCGCCUGGGUUGAUUGCAGUGACGAUCUGCUUGGGUUCCCCUGGGUCGUCGUCGGAAGAAGAAGAAAAGUUGGGUUCGCCUCGGUUGAUUGCAAUGGCGAUCCUCCUGUCUCAGUCAUGGUCAUGGAUCCUCUCCUCUCCUAGGCUCGUGAAGUUCACUGGUCCGUGGGAGGCCUCAAUUGCAUACGGGAAACACCACAAAGAAGCAAAUCGAUGUUGUCUCAGAAGCCGCCGGGUAGAAGAAUAAAAAAAGGGUAGGCUCCUAGAGUGACAAAGAAUAGGAAGUUCAUGGAUUUAUUUGAGGACGAGAGCAAAAACGAAGAAAACAAGCUUGUGAGACAGCAAGGGUAAGAAAUGGCCGGCGAGGAAAUUGGUUGGGGAGUUUGAGAGGGUUGCCAAGGAAAAUGAGGAGAAGAGAAAGAAGUGGGUCGGAGAGCAAUGGCAGGGCUGAUGAUUCGGUGAUGAAGAUUGUGAAGGGAAGAAGUCGAAGAAGAGAUUGAGGAAAGUUGGGGAAGAUGGCAGAAGCAAAAAUCAAGCUAGAUCUGAUAGUAUAUUUUGGGUUAAUUUAUGCCUGGUUUGAUUGCAAUAGCGAUCUGCUUGGGUUCCCUGGGUCAACGUUGGAAGAAGAAGUCAAGUUGUUCUGGGCAGAAAGCAUUAUAAAGAAGAUAUUGGGGUCGGUUCAUGGGUUUGGUUAACGGGUUGGGUUUGGCAAGAUGACAUGGCGGGUCAGAUUUCAUCAUUUUCGGGUUAAAUUAGUCUGAUUUGGCUAAUUCGUCUGCCACAUCAGCACAUAACGGUCUUCAUUAACGGAGGCUAACGGAGAUUAACGGAGAGUGACCAACCAUGACAUGAUUUAGUAAACUUAGUGACCACGAAUAGAAUUAAAUAUUUAUA